CAAAAGCAACCUCCGGCAACAUGGCGACGCUCAUAGAAGGAAUUAUGAUAGCAGCGAUGAAUGUUUUCCUCAACAGCCUAUCGCUCCAGGUGGUGGUGGCCCUGAUCGUCGGUAGCCUGCUGUCAAGCACGUUCAAGUACCAUGCGAAAAUGUUUAUCAUCGUACUGAUGUCGUUCCUGGUGCUGGUCGUCCCAAUACCACUGUUUCUUUUCAAACCUCGCUGGCCGCUGAACGCUCUCAUUCCUGGCAUCGUGGCAUGUGCAUUCAUUCGGCUGUUCGGUGUGGAGUACGAAAUCCGAGGACAGGAGCAUAUUAACGUUCGCAAUGGUGGCGUGGUACUACUCAAUCAUCAAAGUGCAAUCGAUAUAGUGAUGCUAUCCCGACUGCUGCGGGAGUUCCGUAACAUAGUGCCGGUGGUGAAGAAGGAACUGUUCUACAUGCUGCCGUUCGGUAUUGCGUCCUAUCUCGUGGGGGUCGUGUUUAUCGAUCGCAAAAAUACCGCCUCCGCGAAGGAUGUGAUGAAGCGGGAAGCGGUCGCCAUUACCAAAGACCAUCUUAAACUGGCCAUUUUCCCUGAAGGUACGCGGCACGACAAUGACACGCUACUGCCGUUCAAGAAGGGUUCAUUCCACGUUGCCGUCGAUUCGCAAUCCAUCAUUCAGCCCGUGAUCGUGUCCAAGUACCACUUUCUCGACCACAAGCGCAAACGGUUCGGGCGAGGUCGUGUCAUUAUUAAGAUUAUGCCCGAAAUCCCGACCAAGGGUAUGACAAAAGCGGACGUUAACGAGCUGACCGAACGGUGCCAACAGCUGAUGCAGACGGAGUUCGAUGCGCUCAGUGCGGAAGCGAAACAAUACUGCCAUAACUGAGAGGUGC
Anopheles maculipalpis is the source of this 876-nucleotide messenger RNA. Its product is annotated as 1-acyl-sn-glycerol-3-phosphate acyltransferase alpha-like. Gene Ontology annotation, cellular component: membrane; endoplasmic reticulum. NCBI's taxonomy places the organism in Eukaryota, Metazoa, Arthropoda, Insecta, Diptera, Culicidae. The transcript is spliced from 5 exons. The record is from RefSeq and is a predicted model, not a curated record. The coding region runs from base 21 to 869 and encodes 282 amino acids. Gene Ontology annotation, biological process: phosphatidic acid biosynthetic process. Gene Ontology annotation, molecular function: 1-acylglycerol-3-phosphate O-acyltransferase activity.